Perca fluviatilis (European perch) is the source of this 2541-nucleotide messenger RNA. It is a transcript of the gene yif1b, whose product is annotated as Yip1 interacting factor homolog B (S. cerevisiae). Gene Ontology annotation, biological process: endoplasmic reticulum to Golgi vesicle-mediated transport. Bases 107 to 1048 code for a protein of 313 amino acids. The record is from RefSeq and is a predicted model, not a curated record. Gene Ontology annotation, cellular component: Golgi membrane; endoplasmic reticulum-Golgi intermediate compartment; endoplasmic reticulum membrane. Lineage: Eukaryota; Metazoa; Chordata; Actinopteri; Perciformes; Percidae. The transcript is spliced from 8 exons.
UGAAUGACUCCACUCCAACUUCCUGUGCAGCUUUUGCUAACUAUAGCAACUGCAUCUCAGUAGAGUUGGUCAACUGACGGCUACUGCUACCAUCAAGUUAGUCCAAAUGGAUUACACUUCAACUCAAAGUGGGUUCAGACAGCGUAAGUUACAGCCUAAUAUGCGUCUAAGGACUAGUUUGGUGGAUGGUUCAGAAGGCAGCCAGCUGUUUGAGGAUACGAGUGGAGCUGCAUCUGGACCGCAGAAAGGGUUCAGUAACCAGCAGGCCGGGCCUCAAGCAGCAGCAGCAGCAGCAGCAGGAUUUCCUGGCCAGUCUAUCCUGUCAGACCCCAUGUCUAACUUGGCCAUGGCAUAUGGCAGCUCACUGGCGUCCCAGGGAAGGGAAAUGGUAGACAAGAAUCUGGACAGGUUCAUCCCAAUUUCUAAGCUGAAAUAUUACUUUGCCGUGGACACAGUGUACGUGGGGAAGAAGCUGGGCCUUCUUGUAUUCCCUUACAUGCACGAUAACUGGGAGGUGAGCUACCAGCAGGACACUCCUGUGGCUCCACGCUUUGAUGUGAACGCUCCUGAUCUCUACAUUCCCGCCAUGGGCUUCAUAACAUACAUCCUGGUGGCUGGACUUGCCCUCGGCACACAAAACAAGUUUUCUCCGGAGCUGCUGGGAGUUCAGGCCAGCUCAGCGUUGGUGUGGCUGAUCAUGGAAGUCCUGGCGGUCCUGCUGUCGCUCUACCUUGUGACCGUAAACACUGACCUCACGACCAUAGACCUACUGGCUUUUUCUGGCUACAAAUAUGUUGGGAUGAUUGUAGGGGUCGUAGCAGGCCUGCUGUUUGGGAGGCCGGCAUACUAUCUCUCUCUGCUGUGGUGCUGUGUUGCCAUCUUUGUCUUUAUGAUCCGCACGCUGCGUCUGAAGCUGUUAUCUGAGGCGGCGGCAGAGGGAAGGCUGGUGAGAGGAGCCAGAAACCAGCUGAGGAUGUACCUCACCAUGUCUAUAGCAGCAGCACAACCCAUCUUCAUGUUCUGGCUCACCUACCACCUCAUCAGAUAAAACACACACACACUCAUUUUGUAGAAGAUGAACUUGGCUGUCCAAAGGCCAUCGCACCCCCUUAAAAACACUCAAGAAAACACACACACACACACACACACACACACACACACACACACACACACACACACACACACACACACACACACACACACACACACACACACACACACCAAAGAAGCUGGACUUGGAUGAAACACACAACAGCCAUAGUAGUCUGGAAAAUAUCACAAGACUCCCUCCAUGUAUUCAUGGAGCAAAACAACACAUGCUACAAGACGAUUAGGAGAGGAAGUGAGGCAUUGCUGCCUUCUCUCUCACAGCACAGCCCCAAGUCAUUAGUUUUGCCUUUUUUUUUGUGUCUUUUUUUUAUGUAAUGUCUUCAGAAAUGUGUAGCAAGAGCAAACUGCUUCAAGUUGUUUUUCUAUACUUUGUAAUUAUUGGUUAAUUAUGUUUUUAGGAAUAUUUAUGUAUGUUUUGUGUAUAGAAAAAUUAUUAUUGCAGAUGUUGCUCAUGUGAGUUUUCUGAGCCGACCAAGAAAGCAAACUAACCUCACACAAACCGUCCAUUAAAUGACGAGAAAGAAGUCAAAUUCAGGUUUAAAGGUGAUUUAACUGGUUUGGGUGUUUGACUAGAAUGACCUUUUCCCUGGUGCUCAUGUUUAUUUCAUGGCUGAGAGAAAUAUGUGUUCUGUCAUCAUUGGAUCUGGAAACAAGGGUUAUGUAACUGGUGUGUGUGAGUGUGGCUGCAGUACCACCUCUGUUUUAUCUGUUUAAUCUUUUUGUAUGCGCUUUGAUACAUGUUCUUUGCUGCCUGACAACUCUUGAAUAGAAAUAUCAACUGUGUUUAAGCCACGACAUCAGGGCGUAGACCUCACAGUGAAAUGAGUUGACUUUGAUAUCCUUUUUAAAUACAAAGUAAAUUAUUUACUGCUUUUCAUAUUUAAAGUCUGAUGGAAUAAAGGAAGGGAAGAGAUGGUCUGUUCUGUGAAAAUUGUUUGUCUCUGAAAUACUUGAAAUAUUUUAACGUUGAAAAAUACUUUCUUGUGCUUCAAUGUGCUUGUAAAUCCUCCCAUGCCUCAGCUGUUUUUUAUGUAGCCAAUGUUGACUCAAACCAGGGUAGGAUUCACAUUCACUUAAAUUAAUUCAGGAAACUUCAAAAAUCUGGAUUUUUGUUUUUUGCAUUUCCCUCAGAUGGAACUUUAUUAUUGAUAAAUGCUAAAACACUAACCUCCGUUAACUGAGGUGUCAAUAAAACCUUCCAAAUAUUUUGACAAAGUGCUCAUUUACAUAGGAUUUCUUAAAUUGCAACAUCUCAUUACGAAUAACUCAUUCCUUACAUACAUGUAGCAGGUAAUUCAAACACCUAUUUCAGGAUUAAUCGUGAAUGGAUCCCAUCUGACUGUCAAAGUAGGCUGUAAGCAACCUAUCGAGUCAAGCCACUGAAAUGAUAUGACGACUGAUAAAUAAAGUCUGACUGAUGGAGCUGCUGAA